AUGCAGUCUUUUGAUCUAAAUCUGAUACUAUCUAUUGUGACAGAGGUUCGAACCCUUGACGAGUUGGUGGUCAUCUCGGGAGGCUGCGGUGUGUUCCAGUUGAUGUUGGUCGUGUGCACCUACACCUCGCAGAUCUGCGCAGUCUGGGGAAUGCUUUUCAUGAUCUUUGGGAACUACCACGGAGCUUGGCGCUGUGAGUCGGCCCUCGUUGACCCCAGCUACGCCACAAGCAGAGGACAACUGGACACCACCACAGCUUUAUCUGGUAACAUCACAACCCCUCCGUCUGAUACGAUAGACUCCGGAGCUACUUUCCUGUCCAACAUGAGUGGAGUUUCCAGUCUUAAAGAUAUCCCAGCUAGUGUUCUUUGGAAUGUAUCGGAUAUGGCCACGUCUGUGAUUAGAGGGUCUAACGAGUCAGUUUUUGUGCGACGUUGUCCAGGGGAGGGGGAGUCAUGCCGAAAGAUUGUGUACGAGGACUCUUCUGCAACCGCUGUCACCCAGUGGAACCUCAUCUGUGAUCAGUCCUGGGUCCAGUCCUUCAUCAUAUCAAUACAGAUGACGGGUGUUCUCCUCGGCUCCUACGUCAGUGGUUUCCUGGGUGACCGCUGUGGGCGUCGAGUCAGUCUCUACGGCAGUAUCUGUCUGCACGCUGUCUUCAACUUCCUCAUUGUCUUCUCGGAUUCUUGGCGCGUGUUCCUCGCCCUCCGUUUCUUGAUCGGUUUUUGUAUCGGUGGCGUCCUGACGUCAUACUUCCUGUACCCCAUGGAAUUUGUCUCCUCCUGGUGGCGCGCCGUUCUCGGAGCCCUUCCCGUGUGGAAUAUCGGGGCCGCCACUUUCUCCGUCAUGGUGUACCUCCUGCAGGACUGGCGACACAUCCAUCUCUGCACCGCUUUGCUCUCUCUCCUCUACUUCCUCCCUGUGUUUUGGGUGCCUGAGAGCCUUCGUUGGUUGGCAAUUCACGGACACACUGACAAGGCAAAGCGCUUGGUGGUUAGAAUCGCUCGAACAAAUGGUCGGCCCUCACCCCCGAUGUCGGUUCUGGCGAUGGUGUCCACGGAGGAGGUUCGCAGGGCUGCCAACAACCGGUUCUCUUACACUCUCAUGGAUCUAUUCGUCGAUCCGGUUCUCCGGAAAGUGUCUCUGGUCAUGGGCUUUGUGUGGGCGUGUCUGGCUCUUGUUUACUACUCGCUAAGCUUUGGCAUCAAGGCUCUCUCCGGGGACUUUUACGUCAACUUUCUUCUCUUCUCGGUUGCCGAGGUACCAGGCAUGCUGUUUGUCGCCCCGGCCUCCAAUAAGUUGGGUCGUCGAGUGGCCAGCGUGCUGUACUUCCUCCUUAUCGGCAGUGCCUGUAUCGCCGUGGUCUUCGUUUCUUUCCUCGCCCCCGAGGAGGUCAGAGGCCAAGCCAUCACCAUCUUAGCUAUGGUGGCCAAAGUGCACAUCCAGGCGGUGUGGAUGAUCGUGACCUUGUUCUGCUCCGAGCUCUAUCCUACCGUUGUCCGAAACCAGAGCAGUGGCUUUCUCAACGCAUGCGCGCGGCUGGGCGGUAUUGCGGCUCCCUACCUGAUACCAGGAAGCGAGGAGACGCUGUACAUCUCCUUCCUUGUCAUGGGCAUCUCGUGUCUGCUCUGUGGCCUCAUGCUGCUGACUCUCAAAGAGACAAAAGGAAACCCAUUAGAUGACGUCAUCAAAACCAGGCACAAGUUGUCGGUCAUAGCGGAAGAAACAGAGGAAGAUUUGUCGGACGACGGUCAGCUGUGAGAUAGAAAAAGUUUGUUAGCUAACUGCCAGCUGUGAAACAGAUGAAGUUUCGUUAGUUGAUUGCCAAGUAACUAUGAAACAGAUGAAGUUUUGUUAGCUGACUGUCAACUGAGACACCCGGAGUUUUGUUAAGUGACACCACUGGUCUGAUUGCCAACUGUAAGGAAACUUUGCUUGCUGAUUGU
This is a messenger RNA of Aplysia californica (California sea hare), 1946 nucleotides long. RefSeq names its product solute carrier family 22 member 15-like. The transcript has a single exon. Gene Ontology annotation, cellular component: membrane. Gene Ontology annotation, biological process: transmembrane transport. Gene Ontology annotation, molecular function: transmembrane transporter activity. The record is from RefSeq and is a predicted model, not a curated record. Bases 1 to 1761 code for a protein of 586 amino acids. NCBI's taxonomy places the organism in Eukaryota, Metazoa, Mollusca, Gastropoda, Aplysiida, Aplysiidae.